GUUAAGCGAGAAAGGCAACGAUACUUCCUCGCAAUUUGAUAAAAUAAUGUCAGAUCUAGUCGAAUUAUGUAUUAAUGAAGUAGUGGUGGGAUCAAAUAUUUCAUUAAUCAUAGUAAAGGCAUUUGUAGAAGCCACGACGUGUAUUAUCCAUACAAUGCAACGAGUUAAACCAAUACAUGGCAAAUUGUUUACAUUUUUACCAAUGUUUUUGUCUACUUUCGACAUUAUAUCUGAUGAGAUUGAAUUGCCUUCGGAUAAAUCAUCUACUGGUACUUCUAUGUCCGGCCCGGAUUAUAAAGAUUAUAUAUUAAAUAAAAUAUGUUCUUAUAAAUGGCAUGCGAGUAAUGUUUUAAGUCUCAUUGGAGAAUUUAGAGACAUAGUAAUGACAAAUGAUCAGCUGCAAUUUAUUGUGGCAAAAAUUAUGAGGCAAUUCGACUCGAUGGAUAUGAAUGGAAUACCACCAUUGAUAUAUCAAAUGCUUUUACUUUCACGAAAGGGCCACAAGCGACUUAUUUUACGAGGUAUUUCUGAAUACUUCAAUAGCCUUGAUGAAGAGGUUACAGAUGAUCAAGAAUCAAAUUCAGACGAUCGUGUCGCUUCUAGUGAUUCACUAUCAUUUACGCAGCUUAGCCAUAUAGAAGGGACCGUAAUAAUUCACCUUUGUUUCGCUAUCACUCAAGAUCAGGAAUUAGGAAACGAAUUCAUGAAAUAUGUGAAAAUGAGUAAAACUGCGUUAUUCACCACAUUUAAUAUAUCCUGCUUAUUAUCGAUAGCAAGGAUACUUAGAUUUAAGGAUCAGACCCUUGAUUUUCUUAAAUCUUCUAUAAUGUCUGCGUUCAAAGAUCAAGAAAAACUUGAAAAGGCGAAAUGGAUGUCUCAUGUUGAUAGUUCUAAUAUUAUAGCCUCAGCGCCGAUAUCAGAGAUAUUUCACAAGAUAAUUCGAAAGACAUCUUUUGGAUGGGAUCAAGUCACGCAAAGUUUAGUACAUCUCGGAAUAUUUAUAUUAGAUUCUGCGGUUCCAUCAAGUCCAUUUUGCAAAAGCGUUGAAACUUUCAAGGUAUUAAGUGGGCCACCAACAACUUCUAACGAAAUGGCAGGUGAUUUAGGCACGAUUAUUCUGUUCGAAAUGUUUAAGAUCCACGAGAUGGUUCGUGUCGAAAUACUUGAACAGAUUCUUACCCGAGUCAUUUCAAAGGCACCGAGUGCUGGGUACUUCCUGAAUCUGCUUCAGCUAAUUGUAAAAGAAACUCCACAUUCACUACACAAUCAUCUUUCAAAAAUAAAAGGAACUCUAGAUUAUUUGACAUUUCUGCCUACUAGUAUUGCUGAUAUCUUUCUCAAAGCAAUACAACCCAUUAUACUUGUAAAUAAAUCGUUUCGCGAUGGGCUUAUGUUGGUUUUACGGAAGGGAAUGUCCACUAAGGAUGUGGAAGGACGAAAAAAUGCGUUAGCCGGAUAUUUGCAAUUGCUGAGAAUUACCACAAUUAGAGAUCCUGAUUCACAGGCAACAUCACAAAUGCCAUCGAGCUCUUCAAAAUCUUUGAACAAACAAGAUCAAAAUUCACUCUUCUUUGAGAUAUUAAGAAUCUUACGUAGAUGUUUCAGUCAACAGCCACAGAUACGACUAUCAUUAUAUCAAGGGUUGAUUGAUUUGAUGGAUGCAGAGCAAAAUUUGAAACCUAUUGUUUUUGAUUUCCAACAAUACUUUGAAUUAGAAACUUCAAUUCACGUGACAAUUCUUUUAGAUUCUUGUCUAAAUUGUGUAGAUGGUUCGACAUUUAUUAUAGAACCUCUUCCGUAUUUAUUUUCUUGUAUAAGCAAGUCGAUUACGUCUUCCGGCCCAAACAAUGAAAGUGGCAAAGACGACACGGCUUAUGACAAAGGACAACUUCAGAAAUGUAAAGACUUUAUUCAACUCUUGAUUGAGAGGCUACUUAAAGCCGACAUGACAGAGUUCUCGAUUGAUCCAGCUUCCGACUUUAAAAUGGCAUGUAGCGAGGGAAUGCGAAACAAUUUGUCAGCGAACCUUUUACUUGGUUGUUAUGAAGCCGCAAUUGAAUACAUCUUUUUUUCUGAAGAACAUACACUUGAUUCAUCGCAAAAGAUUUUAACGUUAUUCAAAAAGUAUAUGAUUUUGUUUGAAGUCCUAAGGGAAAAAUCUGUUAAUGUUCGAGGACGCAAAUCAUUAACCACAAUGCCUGAAAGCACAAUACUAAGCUUUAAGUGCAUAGCUGAACUUAUAAAAUUCAUUUUCAGCGAUGAUCUAAGUCACGCAACAGCGCUUUUAAGGACGGACACAGAAUUUAUGAAAUAUAUAAUUGCAGUGGCGUAUAACACAAUAUCGCAACAUUCAUCUUUUGAUUCGGGUGAUCAUGCAAAAUUUGAGCAUUGCACAUAUUUGGCUCGUGUUUUCAUGAAUAAAUUCAUCAAAGACGAUAAAUGUUCAAAUGUUAUUCAAAAUGAUGAUUCAAGAAAAGAUAAGUCGAGUCUUUCUAUUGCUUUAGAAAGCUUUAUGCUUCUAUGUCAGGCUGUAUCAACAAGUUGGCCGGAUAAACUAAAAGAUUUUUUAGAGUUGUCUUACCAAUCAGAGGAAUCAGAGGAAUUGAAUGAGAGACGUCCUGAUAAUUUGGAUAGUUGGCUUAGUUUGUAUAUUCAAGAAUUUGAGCGCCUUAUAGUUUCGUCAUUAAGCGAACGCACUCCACAAAUUAAUGAGGCAUCAUGGUCAUGCAAAACAAUAUCACUAUUGUCAACAUAUUACGUGAAUAAGGGCAAAGAUACCGAUUCUGAGUUUCAGGGACACAUUGAGCAAUUAAUUGAGUGGCUUAAUACUCUUUGUAAAGAACGCGCCAUUGAGGAUACGGGGCUUGCUAAAAUUAUCGUCAAUCUUUUACUUAAGUUAGAGCGCGAUAUGGCAGAUUUUGAUACUGUUGUGGAAAUGGCACACGAUAUGUUUAUUGUUUUAGGUCCUAUUACUGGUCGACCUGAAUCAAAUGAAACGCAACCGCAUAAAUAUAUGAUUGUUAAUGCUCGAACCAGUGCAACAGUAUGUGGCAUUUUGAUAGAGUUUUUGAAUGCAAUUUAUGAUGAAAUGGAAUGGUAUUUGACUAAGUUAAGAGCGUUGUGUGGUGCCAGUGGUACUGAUUCCGACGAAACACCAGAGUUUGAAGAAGUAGAACAAGAAAUUUGCUUGAGGUUGAUAAAACUUAUGAAUUCUUUGUUACACCUCGAGAAGACGUGUCUCCAAUCUACUACUUCGGAAAAUCUGCUCAAAUGUUUACAGAGGGCAUAUAAAGUUCUGAAAACCGCUGAAGCAGGCGAAAUCCAAGAUCAAUUUAUUGACGUAAUUAAAUUAGCUGGAGGCGAUUUGACAAAUAAUUUAUAUAAUUUUCUUACUGCAUUUGGUCAAGUAAAAAAUAGUGCUUAUCGACUGACAAGUAAAAAAGGAAAAACAAAAUCUAAGCCGUUGGCACAAAAGGCUAGAAUUACUAAGGAAUCCAAAAUAAUACCAGUAUUGAUUUUUAUUUUGGAGCAAUUCGAACGUUAUAUUAUGCAAUUGUCAAAGAAAUCAAAGACCGAUUUGAUGCAUUAUAUCACAACAACUACAUCACGAGACUUCAAGAUAAAAAUUGAAGAAUUGGACGGGAAUACUGACGAUCAGCCAAAGAGAGUAUCACAGACUGCUGUCUCAAACGAGCAAGAAGAUGAUGAGGCCGAAGAAGGUGGUUCGGAGGAUCAUCGAAGGAAACGACGUUGUUCAGAUUCAUCAAUGGAA
This is a messenger RNA of Racocetra persica, 3772 nucleotides long. The record is from the annotation of a GenBank genome assembly. Lineage: Eukaryota; Fungi; Glomeromycota; Glomeromycetes; Diversisporales; Gigasporaceae.